This is a messenger RNA of Vespa mandarinia (Asian giant hornet), 2021 nucleotides long. RefSeq lists its product as uncharacterized. The record is from RefSeq and is a predicted model, not a curated record. NCBI's taxonomy places the organism in Eukaryota, Metazoa, Arthropoda, Insecta, Hymenoptera, Vespidae.
UCGUCAUGUUAACACGCAUUUCGUCUAAUAUCUCUCGUGAAAAGUUUUAAUUCGUUGAAAAGAUUUUGUUCUCUCAAUUUAACAUUUAACAUUAACAUAAUUAAAUAGAUUUUAUUAAUUAUUGGAUGGAUCUUCGUCGACAACAAUCUAAACACGGUGGAUCUUGAAAAGUUACAAUUUUGUAUAAAAUCAAGGUAACAAUUGAACGAAAGACAUUACCAUUUUCUUGUUGAAUAAUUCGAUAAGAAAGUUUGCCAAGAAGAAACGGGUGACAUCGAGAGGAAGAAUGAUCUACAGAAGCUAGAUGUGGUGCAGCCGGUGUGCGGAAUUUUAAUAUAAGAAGAAAAGCGGGAGAGAGAGACAGAGAGAGAGAGAGAGAGAGAAAGUGUUCGUGAAAGAUAGAGAGAGAAAGAGAGAGAAGAGAGAGAGAAUGACGCCUCUGGCCUGGUGGGUGUUGCUGGUGAUGUUCUUCGGCCACGCCAGGAUCGUCCCGGCAAGGACUUAUAUUUUCAAUAACGCAUGCGUAGUUUUAUGCCGCGCGGAGAACCUCUCGGUGAACGAGGACGAGGUCCACGUUACUUCUCAGUUAGUCGAGGAAGGCCGUCGUGGCCGUGAAGUGGACGACCUCUUAAACAGGCUUUGUCUUGCAUCAGUUGAGAGAAGACAUUAUUGUCGUAAUCUUUUUCAAUAUCUUCGAGAUCGAGAACGAUGCGAUUGCCGAAAGAUUUAUCCUUCUUUGUCGUUGAACAAUCGAAAGGAAGAGAAUAUAGAUCGGUUACGAAUUUCAACCAAACUUUCCGACAAAUUUCAACAAACACAACAACAACAACAACAACAAAAACAACGACAACAAAUACAAAAACAAGAAGGACGAAGACAAGAAGUACAGCGACUGAUGAUGAAGAAGAUGAGGAUGAUGAUGGACGGAAGAGAUAUAAUCAAGGACGAAAAUUUCGUUCCCCGUUUCAUGGACGUUAAUAAUAAUCAACAAGCAAGCAGUGCACCUAAUCCUCCAAAAUCAGACGAGAUCGACUGGGAUAUGUGGUGCAUGGCUCAGUGCAACAUCGGCCACGGAGGAAGUGCCUGCAAUUGUGACAUCAUUCCUUGAAAUUGUUGUUUUCUUCUUACUUUUUUUUUCUUCCUCUUCUUUUCCCUGUCCUUUGUUUCCUUUUUUCCUUCUUUUCCUUUCGUAGAAGAAGCAACGCUGACAACGACGACGACGAUGUAUACUUAUUUGUUUUUCUUUGUUUUUUUAUUUUUUUUAUUUUUUUUUUUUUUGUUUUUUUUCUCUAUUAUUUUCGAUAAAUGACAGCUAGAGAACACGGCAAGUUUCUAUUUUGCCUAAUCGAGAGCCAGACGAAUUUACAUAUCUCCUAGAUAAUAUAUAUAUAGGCGUGUCUAGGUCAGUCAUGUUCGAUCAUACGUGACCCCAUUAGAAUAUUAAUUGAGAACAUUGUUCUUCUAUAUAUAUUCAUAUAUAUAUAUAUAUAUAUAUAUAUAUAUAUAUAUAUAUAUACUGUAUGUAGGUUUAUUAAUUAAUUAAUUAUAAUUGAACAAUUGAUGUAUAACUUUUUAAAGAUACACAAAUAGUUUCUUCUUUUUUCUCUCCUUUAAAAUAUCUUGUCUUGUUUUAUUUUUUCUUUUUCUUUUCCUUUUCAUUUUUUUUUUGGUUUUUUCUCUCUCUCUCUCUCUUUCUCUUUUUCGAUAUAAGAAUGAAUGUUCGAAUUGUACAAUAUAUUUCGAAGAUCGUCGUUCAUACAUACAUCAUUCAUUCUAUCAUUCGAGCUUUUAUUAAUAUAUAUAUAUAUAUAUAUAUAUAUAUAUAUAUUUAAAAUAAGAUAGAAAAUUUUCGAUAUAUAUAUAUAGUAACUUGAAUUUUAUAAGUAUCUAAAGUGGUGGUGUAAAAAAGAUUUUUACUUAAAAUUUACAUCCAUAUAUCGCUUAUUAUUUAAUCGCACUUUAGAUCGAUAAGAAUGUUAAGAUCGCUGGGUCGAGUUCACACGAUGAAAAAAUGUAAAAAA